ACCAAGAAAGAAAGACCCUUUUUCUCUUUUACCUUAUUCUUGAUUUUUCCACCUCAAAGCAACUCCUUUCCCCCCCUCAAUACCAAUCUUUUAAAUAACAAAAAACAAAUUUUGAGCUCAAGAAUUUGUUCCCUUCUCCAAAUGGGAUUCUCGAAGAAGCACCAAAUCGAAAUGGGCAAGGACUCGGAAGCCAAGAAAUGGGUCAUAGCCGGAAUCGCAAUUAGGGCUCCAUUAAAACCGAUCUCAACAAAACCUCGAGACGACUGCAGCGGCGAAGACGAGGGCGGCGCGUGCUCCACAACCCCGACGGCGCGUGAGUCGAGGAUACCGGAUAAGCUGCCCUGCCCGCCGCCGCCGAGGAAGCGCCGCCCCGUCUCCACGUGCCACUUCAACGGAGCCAGAGAUUUCUUCAAUCCGCCCGAGCUGGAAUCCAUAUUCAUGUGCCACGCUGGCAGAGCCAAGUGAUGACGACUUCGGAUUUUUAAGGUUUUUUUUUUCUUUUGUGAUGAUAUCAAGUGAAGGGGUUUGAGUGCCUUAAGGUUUAAGACCCCUUUUUGUUUUUAUUUAUUAUCACUUUUUUUUUCUUUUCUUUUUAAGGUUUUUAAUUUUCUUGGGUUUCAGUUUGUAGCUUGUUAGCAGCUUAGAAAGCUUCAGAAGUUAGCAGUUUGGAUUACUAGUUUUUUAGCUAGGAUUUGGUUAUAGUAAUAAUGUAAUGUAUAAAUACAGUAUAUUUUGGCA
Molecule: messenger RNA, 738 nt
Organism: Salvia miltiorrhiza (redroot sage)
Lineage: Eukaryota; Viridiplantae; Streptophyta; Magnoliopsida; Lamiales; Lamiaceae
Product: cyclin-dependent protein kinase inhibitor SMR6-like
Exons: 1
Coding region: 142-465 (107 amino acids)
Biological process (GO): regulation of DNA endoreduplication
Source: RefSeq, a predicted model, not a curated record